AAUUCGUGGUAGUUUUGUUGUUAUACGGAAUCAUUAUUUUAUAAUAUUUGACCUAACCACAUCUAUCAAUAAUGGCUGAUGAAGAAUACGAGGCUGAAGACGCGGGUGCAGACUAUGACGACAUUGCAGAAGAAGAUGAUAACAUUGAGGAAACAGAAGAACAAGAGGAGGAUGGCUAUAACGUGCAGUGCCUAGCGCCAGGACAAGCAGGUGGUGGCGUUGAGAAGUCCAAACGUAUCACCACCCGAUACAUGACGAAGUACGAAAGAGCCAGAGUUCUAGGUACGAGAGCAUUGCAAAUAGCGAUGUGUGCUCCAGUGAUGGUGGAGUUGGAAGGUGAAACAGACCCUCUGCAGAUCGCCAUGAAAGAGCUGAAACAACGGAAGAUCCCCAUCAUCAUCAGGCGAUACCUCCCAGACCAUUCGUAUGAGGACUGGAGUAUAGAUGAGCUCAUUAUUAUAGACCAUUAGAUAUAACUAAAUAAGUUUAUUAAGCAUAAUUGUAUUUUUAAAAUUAAGUAUAAAAGAUUAUUC
Molecule: messenger RNA, 533 nt
Organism: Ostrinia furnacalis (Asian corn borer)
Lineage: Eukaryota; Metazoa; Arthropoda; Insecta; Lepidoptera; Crambidae
Gene: RpII18
Product: RNA polymerase II subunit RpII18
Exons: 2
Coding region: 72-470 (132 amino acids)
Biological process (GO): tRNA transcription by RNA polymerase III; transcription by RNA polymerase II; transcription by RNA polymerase I
Cellular component (GO): RNA polymerase II, core complex; nucleus; RNA polymerase I complex
Molecular function (GO): DNA binding
Source: RefSeq, a predicted model, not a curated record